This is a messenger RNA of Salvelinus fontinalis (brook trout), 1611 nucleotides long. RefSeq names its product stonustoxin subunit beta-like. The record is from RefSeq and is a predicted model, not a curated record. Bases 201 to 752 code for a protein of 183 amino acids. Gene Ontology annotation, molecular function: protein binding. The transcript has 3 exons. Lineage: Eukaryota; Metazoa; Chordata; Actinopteri; Salmoniformes; Salmonidae.
GGCUGUCACGGUGUCUAGUCACAGAGGAAGGCUGUGCUUCUCUGGUCUCAGCUCUGAGGUCAAACCCCUCACACCUGAGAGAGCUGGAUCUGAGCUACAAUCACCCAGGAGACUCAGGAGUCAGACUGCUCUCUGCUGGACUGGAGGAUCCACACUGCAGACUGGAGAAACUCAAUGUGGAACAUGGAGGAGAGAACACAAUGAAACCUGGGCUUAGAAAAUAUGUCUGUGAUCUCACACUGGACCUAAACACAGUAAACAGACACCUCUCUCUGUCUGAGGAGAACAGAAAGGUGACAUGGAGGAGAGAGAAGCAGCCGUAUCCUGAUCACCCAGAGAGAUUUGAGGUCUAUAGACAGGUGCUGUGUAGAGAGGGUCUGACUGGGCGCUGUUACUGGGAGGUAGAGUGGAGUGGGAGAAGGGCUGAUAUAGGAGUGACAUAUAAAGGAAUCAGCAGGAGAGGAGGGGUUAAUGACUGUGGUCUUGGAUACAAUGACAAGUCCUGGAGUCUGAUCUGCUCUGACAACAGUUACUCUGCCAGGCACAAUAAUAAUUACACUACCAUAGACGUCCCCUCCUCCAGCUCCCACAGAGUAGGAGUGUAUCUGGACUGGCCAGCCGGCACUCUGUCCUUCUAUAGAGCCUCCUCUGACACACUGACCCACCUGAUCACAUUCACCUCCACAUUCACUGAGCCCCUCUAUCCAGGGAUUCAUCUUUGGGGUUGCGAAUCAGUGUCCCUCUGUCAGUGAUACACACACACACUGGACACAGACACACACACACACACACUGGACAAACACACACACACUGGACACACACACACACACACUGGACAGACACACUCACACUGGACACACACACACACACACACUGGACACACACACUCACACUGGACACACACUCACACUGGACGCACACACACACACACACUGGACACACACACACAGUGGACACACCCUGGACACACACACACUGGACACACACACACACACUGGACACACACACACUGGACACACACACACUGGACACACUGGACACACACACACAGGACAAGCACACACACAGGACAAACACACACACACAGGACACACACACACACACACACACUCACACUGGACACACACACACACUCACACUGGACACACACACACUGGACAGAUACACACACACACACACACACACUGGACAGACACACACACACUGGACAGACACACACACACACACACACACUUGACAGACACACACACACACACUGGACAGACACACACACACUGGACAGAUACACACACACCCACACACACAUUCGACAAACACACACACACACACACACACUGGACACAUAGGACACACACACACAGGACACACACACACACACACUGGACAAACAAACACACACACACACACACACUUGACACACACACACACUGGACAGAUACACACACACUGGACACACACACACACACUGUUAAAAUACCAAUGUGAUAAUUUGUUGUCUUUUAUGUUGAAUAACAAAUUGUAUAAUUAUAUAUGGACAUACGCUCCAUAGUUGUACAAGUAUACAAGGAUAUAUUGUACUUUUCAUAAUAAAACAUACUUGAAACAAGAAAA